UAAAAAAAGGAAAAAGACAGUAAUGAGUAUAACACUACCCAGAUGCAACUUAAUCUAGCACUCUAUACUUUAAAUUUUUAAAAUAUAUAUAGAAAUCAGACCACUACUUCUGCAGAACAACAUUUGACUGGUAAAAAGAACAGCCCACAUGAGGGAAAACUGACUUGGUGGAAACACAACAAACAUAAAACAUGGGAAAUAGGUAAGGUGAUAACAUGGGGGAGAGGUUUUGCUUGUGUUUCAGCAGGAGAAAAUCAGCUUCCUGUUUGGGUACCCGCUAGACAUGUGAAGUUCUACAAUGAACCCACCAGAGAUGCAAAGGAAGGCGCCUCCCCAGACACAGAGAACCCGCAAUCGAACAUCAUCAACUCGCAGGGUGAACAAAAUGGUGAUAUCAGAAGAACAGAUGAAGCUGCCAUCCACCAAGAAGGCGGAGCCUCCGACCUGGGCCCAGCUAAAGAAGCUGGCACAGUUAGCUGAAAAAAGCCUGGAAAACACCAGGGUAACACAAACUCCAGAGAAUAUGCUGCUUGCAGCUUUCGUGAUUGUAUCAACGGUGGUGUAUCCGGCAGCUCUGGAGAAACAGUGACCAGCGAGAAUGGGCCAUGAUGACGAUGGCGGUUUUGUCAAAAUGAAAAGGGGGAAAUGUAGGGAAAAGAAAGAGAGAUCAGACUGUCACUGUGUCUAUGUAGAAACGGAGGACAUAAGAGACUCCAUUUUGAAAAAGACCUGAACUUCAAACAAUGGCUUUGCUGAGAUGUUGUUAAUUUGUAGCUUUGCCCCAGCCACUUUGACCCAGCCACUUGGACCCAACCUGGAGCUCACAAAAACAUGUGUUGUAUAAAAUCAAGGUUUACGGGAUCUAGAGCUGUGCAGGAUGUGCCUUGUUAACAAAAUGU
Pongo pygmaeus (Bornean orangutan) is the source of this 899-nucleotide messenger RNA. RefSeq names its product endogenous retrovirus group K member 113 Rec protein-like. The record is from RefSeq and is a predicted model, not a curated record. Lineage: Eukaryota; Metazoa; Chordata; Mammalia; Primates; Hominidae. The transcript has 2 exons. Bases 299 to 589 code for a protein of 96 amino acids.